UUGCCAACAUGGCGUGUGUCUGUCGUACACAGACAACUGUAGAAAUUAAUUUAGCUAGAAAACGCUAACUUGUUUAUUUUUUUAAAUUAUUAAUAAAGUUUAGCUUUGGAUCCUUUUCCCCCCCUGGUGUGUGGCAAUGGUUGCCAUUGCCAAUGUGAUAUUACAUGCGACGAAAUGAACGGGAAAGCAGUGAGUGUUUAACGUUUCGUUAGCUGGGUCACUGCCCGUUUUCUAUCUAGCAUUUCUGUCUGGGUUGAGUUUUUUUUUUGUCCCGGGUCUAAUCCUGAACUGGGUCGAAUGAAGACUGUGGGUGGUAUUGGUAACCCUGUCGAGCCCGUCAGCUGUUUCCUAGAAUGAAAGCUCUGAAGGACAACUUCUUCUACUCCAGGAUAGGAGCUGAUGGGGUGUUUGAAGAUGACCGGCAUGUUCUGGUGGAGGAACAGAAGUCAUGCAGGGCCCGAGCUCGCUGCUUCUCCCUGGAAACCAACCGACGAAGGAAGGUUCUGGAGGAGAGAAGGAAGCUGUGGGACGUCCAGGAACAGAGGCUGAGGGAGAGCAUCCUACAGCAACGUAAACAGAGAGUCCAGGAUGCUACCGAACGCUUCCAGAGGGCACAUCUGCCCCCCUCACAGAGACGCAGACAAUCUUUCAGGAAGAGCACCCUUAGUAUCGAGGAGGCACUUAAUCACAUACAAGGCACCUUGUCCUUGAGUUCCUAUACCAGACAAUCUCCCACCCCCGACAGGAGCUGCACUUCAUCCCCUAAGCCUCCCCCGACACCCAGCCCGUCUCUCCACCAGGGGACCCUGUCUGCCCUGGAGGCCUACAGCAAACUGAUGCAGGACAGAACCUUCAGCAGCUUCAAGAACAGGCUACUGUUCCUCAGCCAGCUCCAGGAGACACAGCUGAGGGACAGGGACGAUCUGCAGGACACACAGCCGAGGGAGAGGGACGAUCUGCAGGACACACAGCCGAGGGAGAGGGACGAGCUGCAGGACACACAGCUGAGGGACAGGGACGAGCUGCAGGAGACACAGCUGAGGGACAGGGACAAACUGCAGGUGACACAGCCGAGGGAGAGGGACGAACUUCAGGGGACACAGCUGAGGGACAGGGAGCGGGACAUGGUGUUCCUCAAUGAGCUGCAGGACACACAGCUGUGGGACAAGGAGACCUUUAGCAGUCCACAGCAUCAUAAUGUGACUCAGUCAGAGAGCCUGUCCAGUCUGGAUAGCUUGGAAAUGGAGGACGGCUUAAACCACAACAACACAGUACAGAGAGUCCACAGCUCUUGGUUAGGUCACCAGAGACACCCCAAUGGUCCAUCCUCUGACUUGUCCUUUUGUCCACCGACAAAGAGUUUCCUAAGUGGUAACCUCCUAAUCCAACAGGGCAAAGUUGAUGCUAGCCCUCAGCCACCCAGACCAAGGCAGACAGAGGAGUCUGUCGAAGAUUGUAACAGCAGACUGCACCAGCUCUCUCAGGCCACUGGGUGGCAGAGUUGUACAGACCAAUCAUCAUCACAGAGUAACACUAUAACCCAGCCCCCACUCCUCAGUGUCAGUCACCACAGCCUGCUAACUCUGAGUGGGAUUAUAGAUACAUCCUCAAUACGUUCAGAUAACGGUGACCAACACUCUCAGGAGAGGGAAAGUCAUCUGAGGGGGGACCACAGAGUCUCGGGGGUCGUAGCGUGCUCCAAGGCUUCUACCCCAGACAGAACGCUGCUAGAGUUCACCUCUUGUCUGAUCCCAGAGGGAAAGUUAGAAUUUAGGCAGCAGGUGAGAGACCCGGAGGACAAGUAUUCCAAACAACUGUCGGCGACACAGGUCCUUCUGCCUGGGAAAACUUGCAGCCACAAAGACCUUCUGUGUGAAGCCCUCUCCUCAAACCCUGAUCAUAUCCUCAGUUAUAACACUAAAAGUAGCUCAGGGGUCCGAGAGGACACGGCCAACAUUCAGCCAACAAAAAGCACACAACACCAGUCACACGGGAGCAAACCCAGUGUAGAAAAUGCCAUGAACAACCUCAACUCUGAGCCCAAAGCAGGGUCCAACUCUGAGCCCAAAGCAGGUUUCAACUCUGAGCCCAAAGCAGGGUCCAACUCUGAGCCCAAAGCAAUGCCCAACUCUAAACCCAAAGCAGGGUCCAACUCUGAGCCCAAAGCAAGGACCAACUCUGAGCCCAAAGCAAGGCGCAACUCUGAGCCCAAAGCAAGGCCCAACUCUGAGCUCAAAGCAAGGCGCAACUCUGAGCCCAAAGCAAGGCCCAACUCUGAGCCCAAAGCCGAGAGGUCUAAGAACACAGACCCUCUCAGUCAGACAUCGGGUCAUUGUAAUAUCAGGUCUGACUUCCCUAAAGGCCUAAAGAGCCUGCAGGUGGAAAUAACACCAACACACCUCCCAGAUACACCUCCAUCUCCUCCACCUGUAGCUGUGGUCAGCACAGCCACAGAUCAUAAAGGCACUGAAGUCCGAUGCAUAAAGGGAAUUCUUAAAAAACAAUCCAAAUACAGCGGAGGAAACGCUUGUUCUGGUAUCUAUAACGCCAGGCAUUUAAUAUCCACCAAACAAUUCACCAUGUCCAUCAGAGACAGUGUGGAACUGACCCGAAGGAAAGGCAAGGAUGCCGACAAGACGACCAAAAAGAAGAUACGCUGGUUUGACGAGAUACAUCUGGAGGAAGAGGAGGAGAUGGAACGGAGUCCUAUAACAAACAACAAGUGUGUUUCUGAGUAUCCACUACCUCCACAUAGACACUCAGCAUCAUCAGACCACCAACAGGGUCAGGGCCAGACGGUGGCCACCAACACCCCUCUGGCCUCCACCGGCUAUCACUUUACCAAGCAGGCCUGGGCAGAUGUCAGGGUCCAGGAGAGCAGGCUGCAGGGGCACCAGGGGAUCCAGGAGAGAGGCCAGGAGGCCAGGGAGGUCAAGGUCCAGGAGAGCAGGCUGCAGGGGCACCAGGGGAUCCAGGAGAGAGGCCAGGAGGCCAGGGAGACAAGAGUGGAAGCCAGGGAGGUCAAGGUCCUGCGGGGGAGAACCGUGUGCCCCAGAGUCCCCAGGAGAGUGAGAUCUGCCAGGGCAGGGAUGGAUCCUGUUUCGUCCCGCUCCAGAAAAGGCACGGUCAUCAGACCCCAAUCUGCUACGGAGGCCAGCAGCCACGUGGCCUGGGUGACCCACGGGAAGGUCAUGGUGCCUCGUCCCCCGCCACGUACUGAAACCAUGGAACCAAAAACACACACAAGAGAGACGGAUACUGUAGUAUCAUACACCAGCAAGAAUCCUUACAACAUGGAUCACUCUAAUGACACCACCAAGACUCCUUACAACAUGGAUCACUCUAAUGACACCACCAAGACUCCUUACAACAUGGAUCAGUCUAACUCUGCUGCUACUAAAGCAGGGAUUCCUGUAGAUGAGGCUUUGUGUAAUAAUAACACCCUGGACAGCCUCGCCCCGUCCCAGACCCGUACACAUGUCAUUAGGGCAGAUAGCAGCGUUAUUUCCAACCCAUCCAAGGCCACCCCCAUGUCAGGCCAGCAGGACGCCCAGGGAGAGGCUGCUAGAUGGGGGCUUCUGUACCAUGAGAAUGGCCUCUGUCUGGACCGUACUCCCACAGACGAGGAGAUCUCCCAGCUCUGGCAUGGAGUCCGUAGUGCCUUAGCCACCAAGGACGGUGACCCUGUAACUGUCCUGCCUCAAGCACGUGCCAACCUGUCUCGCGUUACUAUCAACGGGGACAGCCUGAUCAACGGAGUUAAAGCCAUCACCACGAUGGGGGACUUCUUCCUCUCCCCAACCAAUGUCAGGAGCGUGGUGAGGAGACAACCCCAGGAGAGUCGUGGUAGUGGGGCCAGGAGGAGAGGAACAACUGGCUCAGGGAACAGAAGGCUUCCUCUACCCUCCCAGUCUCAGGCCAUGGUGCUGAUAACACCAUUACACAGCAAACAUGACCUGACACAUCAACAUGAAGAGUAUGCAGAAGUGGAGGCCCACAGUGAAGGCCUGCUGGCAGACAGUGAUAUAGCCAAGGAGACGGUGCCAUCCCAGAGGCUAGAGCCAGGUGGAGGUCACAGCCAGCACCAGGGCCAAUCGAUCACUACCAGCCACAGCCAGGGGCACCAAGCCCGGGGGCACCAGGGGCACCAAGCCCGGGGGCACCAAGCCCAAGAGCAGGGCCAGGUCUCCACCAUCACCAACAUCUCCCUGGAGGAGCAGAAAGUGCUGCUGUCCCUGAAUCGACUCAAUCGUCGGCUGCAAUAUGUGCAGGCCUCAGCUGGAGGCAGCCCUGCAGACAAAGCUUUCCCGCGUGGUGAAGCGCCCUUUACAGAGGAAGGGACGGGUGCUGCCCACCGUAAACACCGCACGGUCUCCACCGACAACCGCCCGAGAACCCAGAGGAGAUUCUGACACAACGGUCCAAUAUGGCCGCCUGAAUGUCACUCUGUCAGCUUGUGCUUCACUCCAACCUUAUACACACACUGCUGUUUAUCUUUAUAAUGACCCUCCCCGAGUUUCAGCACCACCACUAACUCUCUCUGCUGGGAUGAAGACUUCACAACCCAGGACUGUGAAUAAGUCCAUUAUCAAAUUACAGUACUUAUAUUGACUUAUUUACACAUUAUAGUUUCAGUCUUAUAUACAGCCAGGCUUUGCUAUUUCGUUUUGGCCUUUAAUUGAUAGAGAUUAUUUUUGUAUUAAAUAAAUAUAUUUAUUUUCCCGAAAAAUUGUGCGGUGUGUGUGUGUACAUAUUGUACACAAUGAUUGUACACAAUGUAUUGUGUAUCGUAUUGGUAUCAUUGUAUUGUACACAAUGACACCAAUAGGAUUGUAUACUGAUGUGUGUCAGUGUGUAAACUAAUCUUGAUAAUGAUAAAGCAAAAUAAAGUCAUUCUGUCCUCA
Molecule: messenger RNA, 4904 nt
Organism: Oncorhynchus keta (chum salmon)
Lineage: Eukaryota; Metazoa; Chordata; Actinopteri; Salmoniformes; Salmonidae
Gene: cep126
Product: centrosomal protein 126
Exons: 12
Coding region: 354-4412 (1352 amino acids)
Biological process (GO): cytoplasmic microtubule organization; mitotic spindle organization; non-motile cilium assembly
Cellular component (GO): centrosome; ciliary base; midbody
Source: RefSeq, a predicted model, not a curated record